Molecule: messenger RNA, 1735 nt
Organism: Eurytemora carolleeae
Lineage: Eukaryota; Metazoa; Arthropoda; Copepoda; Calanoida; Temoridae
Product: sodium-dependent nutrient amino acid transporter 1-like
Exons: 12
Coding region: 340-906 (188 amino acids)
Biological process (GO): sodium ion transmembrane transport
Cellular component (GO): membrane
Molecular function (GO): L-amino acid transmembrane transporter activity
Source: RefSeq, a predicted model, not a curated record
UAAAAAGCUUAAAACACGUGUUCAGGUAUAGAUACAAAACACGUGCUGAGGGAAGCAGCAGAUUACAAGUUUGAUCCUGCUCUGGCUUUCAUCAUUUAUCCACAGAUAUUGUCCUCACUGCCUCUGGCCUGGGUGUGGUCAGCUGUUUUCUUUUCCCUAAUUUUCCUCCUUGGUUUGAAUUCUGGCGUCCAUCUUGUUCAGUCAGCUGUAUCAGCUGUUUAUGAUGGAAUACCGAUUCUCAGUUUACAUAAGGCUAAGGUUGCUAGUUUAGCCUGUGCCUCCUGUUUUCUAUUAGGACUGCCCUGUGUAUCUGCAGAUGGUGUGUUUAUCUACGACCUGAUGGUCCGGUAUGGAGUUGGUAUCCCUGUACUAUGGAUUGCUCUAUGGGAGGUUAUAUCCAUUAUGUGGAUAUAUGGAUACAACAAUAUGGCCAAGGAUAUCGCCCUGAUGGUCAACUAUCAACCAAACUGGUUCUGGAAGAUAUGUUGGGCUAUAUUAUGUCCGCUUGUUCUUUUGACAAUUUUCAUAACAUCCAUUCUUUUCUGGGAGAUUCCAGUAUUUAACAAACAGGUCAAAUACCCCGACUGGGCUCAUAUUAUUGGAUGGAUACUUAUAGGAAUAUCAACUAGUCAGGUUGUUAUCUGGGCAGUUUUGAUGAUGAUAACCUACUGUUGUAGAAGAAAACUAUUGAGUGUUGUCAAACCAUCUCAGAAAUGGGGACCAGGAGACCCGAAGGUUGUUGAAAGUAUUCUGCUAGAGCAGCGUGUACAAGAAUCUGCCCCGGAUUACCGGUUAGGACUGGAUAUACCUGAUUAUCAUGCAGAAAGUUUGAUGAUACCUUCGAAACCUGUUUCUCCCGAUUGUCCAAUGUUUCGCAGAAAAAGGUUGAAGAUGUGGAUGCUGUGAGGAGGUUUAGUGGAAGCCAGAUGUGGGAUCCAGAUUCUUCAUUCAAAAUGAGGAAAAAUUAAAGGGAUUGUUUUAUUCAUUCAUAGUGACCUUAGAUACAGAGACUGUAAGGGAAAUUUCAAGUGACACUCCAUGCAACGAUGGUAAUGCCUGAUUUACAAAGUAUAAAUUAGAUAUGCAAGUUUUUGUUACUUAAAACGGUUUAUUUCAAUUUGCGGUUUCUCUGCGAAAGUGACUUGCGCAUUUCUUGGUUAGGAGAACUUCACAGAACUAACGAAUUAGAAAAACAACAGUUUCUUACCUAUUUUUGAUCAGAUUAAGGUUUCAAGGGUACCGUUUUAAAUCGGACAUUGCCAUUUUUGCAUGGAUGGUCACUCAUGAAAUUAAUUUUAAUUAGUGUCAAAUGUCAAUAGUGAUCAAAAGAUUGUAAGCUCUCAAGCAAAAACAUACAAGAAUUUUCCCGCUUGCUUUUUUUAACUUAAAGCUAAAAGCAAGAGCCCUAAAGUUAUCAAAUCAACAUGUCUAGAGCUACGAAAAAGUAAAAAUGAGUUAGUAACUCAAUAUCAAAGGCCAAAGCAUUGCAACACUUUAAAGUCGUCCUAUAGAGUCUUGAUAAUGCAUGGGUUUAACUGUAGCAGUUUGAAUCUACGUAUAUGUGUUAUGAAUCGUUAAUGCACCAAACCCGGGACCAAACUCAUUUAUCAACAAUAUAUUUGUAUAGUUAGUUAAAUAAAUUUUUUUUUUUUUUUUCAUCGUCUCUGCCACAACUUUUAGGAUUAUGAAUUUGUUAAAUGAUCUUUAGAAUAAAACUGAUUUUUUAUCGUUUUAA